AUGAACUGGAAGGGAAGAUUCAGUUACAAAGUGACAAAAUUGAAGAAAAGGAAGCGAAUGGCGACGUGGAAAAGGCAGGGGAGAGGUGGCUUCCUUCGAGAUCGAAGUUCAUAUUUGAAAGAAAGGCCAAGCUCGGUGGCAGCACGAACUUUCAGAAUAGGCAAAUCUCGCCUCCUCUUCCUCAGAGAGAACGGGAAUGUUGAGCCCAGUGGCAACACAAAGUGUUUCUAUGAACUUGGCUCGGUUGGCAACCUCCCGGACGGCUGA
Linum trigynum is the source of this 267-nucleotide messenger RNA. Lineage: Eukaryota; Viridiplantae; Streptophyta; Magnoliopsida; Malpighiales; Linaceae. The record is from the annotation of a GenBank genome assembly.